AUGAAAAGAUUCAAGGCACGGAGAAAAUUAUAUACCCUUUCUCACUACAAAAGCACUCAGGUUUUUCGCCAGUUACGCAAGACCAAGCUCUCGUCACGAGCCCGUCGCGCCAAGCUGGCUUUUAUCUUGUGGAAGAGGGCAGUAUCUCGUGCGACUGACUGGAUGUAUCGUCUCGCUCUGCCUACCAGCUCCAAGCCACUCAAGAUAAUCAGCCAUUUGAUGCUUCAGAAGACAAUACCAGAGAUUCGAGAAGAAUGGAACCGGUUGAUCGCUGGCAAGCGGAUGACAAGCCGAAAACUGGGAGUGAUACUGCUGCAUACGCUCAAAAUCAGCCGCGAAUUCACGCUGCUGCUACUGGAGGCUAUAUUCCCAUGCACUCGGUCGCGCCCCCCUAACUAUAUGAUUGAAGACAUACUAUGUUUAACAAUCCUGCGUUGGCACAAGAUUAACAAGGAUGAGCUGUCGGAAUGGACGGCGCAAGAGCAACUGAGGGCGAUUUCCAGGUGUCUCAUGGUUGUUUUAAAACCUACUCCAGCAGGUGCCAUACACAUAAGGUACGAUGCUACGACAAUUCUCUUUCAAAACCUUGACGCCAACGACCUCGUGCCGAUCUACAAACUUCUCACCAUGCAAAAAUACUACCUCGGCACCCAGAGCUUGUUGCAUUUGGCCGAUCGCUUUGCGAAGAUGAAUACUAUGGAAGACAAGCUUCGAGCAGUUGGAAUACUGGAGUACUUGGUCGCGGAUCCCCGAAGAGUGUUCAACAUCAACAAUCCUGCUGGCGCGAGUGUUUGCACCUCGAUCUUGAAAAUCCACGGGCCCACCAAGUAUGCUAGGCCCAUUGAGCUUGCUCAGCGCCUGCUGGCGCUGGGGUUGCAACCCAACGCCCUCGUAUACAACGAUCUCAUUGCCUUGAUGUGGAGAAGUAGCGAGCUCAAAGCGGCAUGGGCGAUUUAUCGCCAAAUGACGGCGCAGAUGGAGGUCAGGGACUGUCACACUUAUACAGGCUUGAUGCUCGGGUCUCUCAGGGCAGCUGAUAUUGAGUCUCUGGACCGGGCAUUUGUGUUGGCUCUCGAACGCGAACUGCUUGAGCCCAAGGACUGGGGUGCUUUUCUCCACAUUAUUUGGUCGUGGCCAGCGUCAGAUCAUUCAUAUCCAGUCAAGAUCGGUAUAAACCGCCCGGCCAGAUUUCGGCUCAUGCUCCAGGCCUACUAUCGUGUUUUUGACCUCGAGCCUCUCAAGUGCCUCAUUGACAUCCCGCGCAAGGCAGCUAGCCAAUGGUUAGGGAGUACGGUGGACACCAUACUUUCUGAAGGCAUUUACCACCUAACUGAGGAGGGCUUUGUUCCCAUCAUCAAUAGGAUACCCAAACUAUACAGAUCAGGUCAACGCUUGAAGCCCACGAAGUAUGUCCUGAGUCUAAUGGCGUCCGCAUAUGUCAGGGGGCUGACCGAGCCCUUCAACGUCCUGGAGUUUUACAUGCACUUUGACAAGCUGCUCAAGGACGGCGACCCACUCGUCACGGAUCUCACGUACAAUAAUCCUAGCAUUCAUAACUCCAUUAUCAAGGCCUUGUCCUCAUUCGACAUGUCUCGGCCCGUCGCCUACGAAGUUCUGGGGGAUAUGCUCGAGGCCAACGGCGACGCUGCUCGCCAGCACGAGCGGCCAAAAAGCUCGGUGCCCCGCCCCAAUGAGGUGACUUUCAACAUGGCUAUCAAUGCGCUCAUGUUCGACGGGCAGAUCGAGGAAGCUGAGAACAUGCUGCAUGUGAUGCGCAGCCAAGGUAUUCCCCCCGAUGCAGUCACUUGGACCAUACUUGUUCGGGGCUAUGCGCGGCUGCAGGACGUUGAUGGAACGGUCAGAUCCCUACAGCGUAUGGAGCAGGAAGGGUUUCAAAGCGACGAGCGGACGAUAUCGGCCUUCAACAUGCUGAGUGCCGGCAACCGGGAACUGGCGCUGUCGAAGAUGGAGAGAGUGAUUGAGGAAAACCGGAAGACACAGUUGUCACAGCUGUCUGGCGAGAGUUCUAGCAACUACGGCACAACCAGCGGCGGUAGUGAUACAACGGAUGCAGAGGUCUCUGACACGGUAUUGGAUGACCUACAACGGGAGAUUGAAGACGAUAUCUUCAGGGGCAAAUCAAGACCAAGUUUUACGGGCCAUAGGAGGAAACGGAGAAGAUAA
Messenger RNA from Pyricularia grisea, 2184 nucleotides. RefSeq lists its product as uncharacterized. Gene Ontology annotation, molecular function: protein binding. The coding region runs from base 1 to 2184 and encodes 727 amino acids. The transcript has a single exon. Lineage: Eukaryota; Fungi; Ascomycota; Sordariomycetes; Magnaporthales; Pyriculariaceae. The record is from RefSeq and is a predicted model, not a curated record.